AUAGUCCCUCCGCGUCCCGAGUGAAGUUAGCUAUGCUUUUUGCACUUUCUGUACUCGAUCAUCGCUGUGCUCUGCGACUGUUUUAUAGUAACCGAAGAAGUUAUUUAUAUCGUGAUUGGAAGCAGAUGUAACAUCGACAAAUUUGCAUCUUAUCUUGAAGGAAAACCGAUUUAACGGCUUGAUUGGAAGAAUGGCAGGAGUUAACGGUGCUUUAAUUUCGAGGAAUUUGCGACAAUUAACAUUUGGAAGAUAUAAACAUCUGACAGGUCCCAUACGUUCUUUCUCGUCCAAAGACACGGAUAAAGCCGACGAGGGUCCAAGAUUACGUGAGUUUCGAAAGAAAUUACGUGAGCAAACUCCCAUAGAGAAACUGGAGGAGUUGGAGGAGGGAAAACAUCCUUAUCAGGAGAAAGAACCUCUGAAGCCGUUUCCAAACAAUACGAAUCCAGAAACAGGUGAAAUCGGAGGUCCACGCGGUCCAGAACCAACUCGCUACGGUGAUUGGGAAAGGAAAGGCCGCGUCACAGACUUCUGAACGAUGUCAGCUGCAAGGAGAAACUAAACCGUUUGUUCGUAAUGAAUGAUAAUCGCACCGAGUCUAAGUAAAAAAAUACCUUAUCAGUCAAUGUUAAAUCAAUCGAUAUAUCUCUAUCGAUGAAAAACGACAGUUUUGAAUAAAAUACUUUUAUGGUAUUGUUUCUCGUUUUAUGCAUUGUACUGUCUUAUUCCGGGAUAGAAAGGACUGUGCACACAUGGACAUACAUUUUGUACUCUGUAUACAUCUAAUAUGACAGUUGCAAGUAUCUCGACAUGUGACAGUGUUUUAUUAACAAAAUGAAUAAACUAUUUCUAUGUCGACAUUUUUAUAAUUACGGGCGGGUAUAUGUUUCGUGGUGGUUCACAGCAAAACGUCCGUAAGAUGAUUCGGACCAGUCUUAUUCUGACGAAAUGGCAGCCGAGAAGUUACAGACAAUUUGUUACGAGUACGAGCGGCCCAACAUUUCCGAAUAUUCCAAAUUUGCGAGCUUGACACUUGUAUUCUAGCAAAUAUAGACAAUUAUUUUCUUCUUCAUAGCGGAGAAGGCUUGUCGUCUGUCUAUUCUUUUUGUACUAAAAUAUGUAAAAAUUAAACGAGUGAUUUACGUUCAGAUUCUCUGGUGCAAAAAAUGAAGCAAGACAUGGAUAUGUCUACAGAAUACGAGCGAAAAGAAUCACCGCGAAUGAAGCAAUUUCACGAAAAACUCAAGUUGCAGCCGAUACCAAGUACAAGAAAAAGAUUUUGACGCGAUAUCAACUAUUCUUUUACAUUUCUGUAGUUUCCUUUUUCAAUCAGCGUAUAUACGUAGAAUUUUUUCUAUAAUAAUAAUAAUACUAUAUAAUUUACUAUAUAAUUUUAUCAACCAUGUUCUUGAUUGUGAGAUUUCGUAUUGAUUUUUUUCUUGCUUAAUAGAAAUAGGACCACGAGAGCGAUUUGUUGAUCUAAUGUUAGUGGAAGUUGACUCCAAAACCGGGGAACUAAUAGCAGACAGCGAAAAGGAACCUACUAAAUGGGGAGAUUGGCAACAUGGUGGUAGAGUCACUGAUUUUUGAAAUGAAGACGUUGUAUGCUUAUUAUAGACCUUCACAUGAUGCACGUGUAAAGCACAAAGAAGAACUUUGUAUGUGUGUGACUCAACAUCUUUGUUAAUUCUAUACUCCAUAGGAAACGGACUGAAUUUUCUCGGGUAGUCAAUACUAGGCGAAACGAUGUAAAUUAAAAUUAUUUGUCGUAUAGCGAAAUACAGAAUGGAUAACGCCGCAUAUGUAAUGUAGAAAAACAUUUACAUUGUAUGUUUCGGAACAAAAAUUUUAUCUCACGGUGAAUAAAUUAUACUAUACGCAAGAAUGACUUCUUGUCUUCUCGAGCAAUAACAUUGAGGAGAGUUAGUUUUUGCAAAUAACUACAAAUUUAUUAAUGUGUUUGGCAUUAAUUCCACAAAAGAAUUUGGAAAGUCUAGCUCUCUCGCUAUGUUAGUCUACACAAAAAGCUUACAUUAUACAGAUCAUUGGUAUGUUACAUGUAUAAAAAUAUGCAAUAUACUAAAACUCUGCCAGAUACAGUAGCAGCGAAAUUUUUAUUUAGCCAAAACAUAAUAAGUUUCUAGUACUAACACUAAGCCGUUCGUGUAGAAAAAAAGCAGAGCUAACACUACAAACAUAUCAUAGCAAGAGGAUGUAUGUACACCAUUAUUACUAUAGUAAAAAUUUCACUUUGUAUUUGUAACGUUUUGAAAAUUUCUCUGACGAUGUCGAAAAUUCUUAAUAAAAUAAUCUACGAGAUAUUACACGAGAUGCGUGUAUAGAAGAUACACUAUAGGAUUCCAUUCGUUUUUAGCUAUUGCGACAAUAGCAAACAGAUCGUUUGAUUAAUCUCGUUAUCCGUCUUCGAUAUCCUCUGAGAAUAUUAGAGCAGUAUUGAUAAAAUAAAGUGACGUGUUUAUCGCA
This is a messenger RNA of Harpegnathos saltator (Jerdon's jumping ant), 2484 nucleotides long. Its product is annotated as succinate dehydrogenase assembly factor 4, mitochondrial. The transcript has 4 exons. NCBI's taxonomy places the organism in Eukaryota, Metazoa, Arthropoda, Insecta, Hymenoptera, Formicidae. The coding region runs from base 191 to 535 and encodes 114 amino acids. Gene Ontology annotation, cellular component: mitochondrion. The record is from RefSeq and is a predicted model, not a curated record. Gene Ontology annotation, biological process: mitochondrial respiratory chain complex II assembly.